Molecule: messenger RNA, 1503 nt
Organism: Scomber japonicus (chub mackerel)
Lineage: Eukaryota; Metazoa; Chordata; Actinopteri; Scombriformes; Scombridae
Gene: dnase2
Product: deoxyribonuclease II, lysosomal
Exons: 7
Coding region: 115-1254 (379 amino acids)
Biological process (GO): apoptotic DNA fragmentation
Molecular function (GO): deoxyribonuclease II activity
Source: RefSeq, a predicted model, not a curated record
AAAACAAGGAUGCAGGAGGAUGUGAAACUUAUAUGAUUGUGAUCUUUCUCAUGUUUAAGAACCAGAUGAAAGUAUUCUGAGCGCUUCAAUGAGGAGAAACACGCCCAGACUAAGAUGCUUCUGUUUCUUUCCCUGCUGAUCUUCUGUGCGCCACUAGGGGGCGACACCUCACCAAUCAGUUGCUACAACGACAGAGGAGAUGCUGUUGAUUGGUUUUAUAUCUACAAGCUGCCCAAAGAACAUCACAGUAAAUCUCCUCAGAAGGGUGAGCUGUAUUUACUGCUGGAGAAAGGGAGUGAAGGAUGGACUGAUGGGAAGGUGACGGUGAAUGACACCACGGGAGCCCUGGGCAGGACGGUCGGACAACUGUACUCACAACGAAAGAACACAGAGAUAGCCUAUAUCCUUUACAAUGACCAGCCGCCACCCAAGGACGUUGGUGACAGAUGGGAGGACAACAGUGGGAGCAGAGGGGGGCACACAAAAGGUGUCGUGAUAGUGGAUAAAAAUCAAGGCUUCUGGUUGGUCCACAGCACUCCUAACUUCCCCCCUGUGCAGCAAGCAGGAGGGUAUUAUUACCCCAGCACCGGUUUGACCAACGGGCAAAACUUCAUCUGCGUCACGUACCCGCUCGACCGCUUCAGGACUAUUGGAGAACAGCUGCAGAUCAAUCAGCCUGAUGUGUACGAUUGCGACGUUCCUGAGUCCUUGGCCUCCGUUGUGCCGGAGCUGGCUGCCGUUUGUAAGAAGAAAUACCUGUCCGCUAACGUUUUUCCACAUAUCAAACCUGUGUCCAAUCGGAGCGUGACCCUGACCUCAAAGGAUGGCACCAACUUCAUCAGCUUUGCCAAAGGAGCCUCGUUUGAUAAUGACCUGUACCACUCUUGGGUAGCACCCACCCUCCAGUCAAACCUCCUGGUCCAGUUCUGGGUUCGCUCAUCCGGCAUCCUCCCCUCUGACUGCUCGCUGGGCUGGAAGGUCCUGGAUAUCAAGACUGUUUCCCCGGGGCAGACGUUCACCUUCAAGACCUCCCAGGACCACUCCAAGUGGGCGGUCAGCACCAAGGCGGCUGGGUCGGGGGUAGGAGGGGGCUGGGUGUGUGUGGGAGACAUUAACCGGAACAAGGCGGAGGAGAAGCGAGGCGGUGGCACGGUGUGUCUGCGGGAUCCAGUGGUGUGGAAGGCUUACCGGACGGCGGCCCUGGAGUGUGAGGCGUGCGGAGGAGAAACCGGCACAUGUGACGACGUGCUAUAAGGUCAGCUGGGAUUGAGGAAAAGCCAUAAUGUGUUGAUGAUGAUGUCAUACUUAUGGUUAAUGUUUUAACAUAUUUGGUACACUGUAUAUAUUUCUGUGAAUGUCUGCUGAAACCUAACCCAUUUUAUUUUUUAUUUUUUUAUAGUAUAUUUUUUGGGGCUUUUUGCCUUUAGAGAGAGACAGGGAAUGGGAGGCAGAGAGGGGGGCAAUGACUCGCAGGAUAGGCCCGCUCGGUGCGGGAUUCGAACC